ACUUUGGACCUGCGAGUCCCAGCCGCCGUGUCCUCCGCGCGCUGCACAGACCUCCCGAGGCCGCCGCCGCCGCCGCUGAGCAUGAAGAUCGACUUCGCCCCUCGCUCGCUCCCCUUGGAGAGGAGGCUGCAGACCGCCGCGGUCCUCCAGUGGGUCUUCUCGUUCCUCGCGCUGGCCCAGACCUGCAUCAUCAUCUUCAUCGCUCUCCUCUUCACCCGAUUCUGGAUUAUCAGUGUCUUGUACGGAGUCUACUGGUUUUAUGAUUGGGACACCCCCAGCCAAGGCGGGAGAAGAAGCCACUUCCUCAGGAGCAGCGUGGUCUGGAGAUACAUGAGAGAUUAUUUCCCAAUCACACUGGUGAAAACCGCCGACUUGGACCCGCAGCAGAACUAUAUAUUUGGCUCGCACCCCCACGGGGUUCUGAUAGCCGGGGGAUUCACCAAUUUUUGCACAGAGGCGACGGGAUUUCAUGAACUUUUCCCCGGAAUCACUCCGUAUCUCCUGAUGCUUCCGCUCUGGUUCCGAGCUCCGUUUUUCAGGGAUUAUAUUAUGAGCGGGGGUCUCAUUCCAUCAGAUCGAGAAAGCGCGGCUUAUUUACUACAGAAUAAACAGAAGGGAAAUGCCGUUAUAAUCGCGGUGGGCGGGGCUCCAGAAUCAUUGGAUGCCCGACCCGGAGCUUACACUCUACUGCUGAAAAACAGAAAGGGAUUUGUCAAACUCGCGAUACAACACGGUGCGUCUCUCGUCCCCGUUUUUUCUUUUGGGGAAAACGAACUCUUCGACCAGGUGGACAACCCGAAGGGCUCGUGGCUCCGAUUCAUACAGGAGAAGCUCCAGAAAGCCAUGGGGGUGGCGCUGCCGCUGUUCCACGCUCGCGGGGUCUUUCAGUACAGCUUCGGUCUCUUACCCUACAGAAAGCCCAUAUGGACCGUAGUUGGAAAGCCCAUUAAAGUCGUCGAAAAUUCCAACCCGUCGGCUGAAGAGAUUGAUCGGAUGCACCAGACGUACAUGGAGGAGCUCUGCAAACUGUUCGAAGAGCACAAAACCAAAUACAACGUCCCGGCCGACAAGCACCUGACCUUUAUCUGAAGGACCCGCGCUCGGAAUAAGGACUUUGAAUAUCACACGGACCCCCGGCUUAUCAGAUCUCAUAUUGCUGGCAUACAACAAAUCUAGAACGUGAUUCUGAUGUAAUUGUUAUUGUUUACACCAUUCAGACAUUCCAAUAAAUACAGGUUUUUUUGUUUUUUUUUUAUCUUAGAAUUGAAUAUAUAAUU
This is a messenger RNA of Spea bombifrons (plains spadefoot toad), 1277 nucleotides long. It is a transcript of the gene MOGAT2, whose product is annotated as monoacylglycerol O-acyltransferase 2. Lineage: Eukaryota; Metazoa; Chordata; Amphibia; Anura; Pelobatidae. The record is from RefSeq and is a predicted model, not a curated record. Gene Ontology annotation, biological process: diacylglycerol biosynthetic process; triglyceride biosynthetic process. The transcript is spliced from 6 exons. Gene Ontology annotation, cellular component: endoplasmic reticulum membrane. The coding region runs from base 82 to 1089 and encodes 335 amino acids. Gene Ontology annotation, molecular function: diacylglycerol O-acyltransferase activity; 2-acylglycerol O-acyltransferase activity.